Molecule: messenger RNA, 1326 nt
Organism: Humulus lupulus (European hop)
Lineage: Eukaryota; Viridiplantae; Streptophyta; Magnoliopsida; Rosales; Cannabaceae
Product: peroxidase 55
Exons: 3
Coding region: 120-1103 (327 amino acids)
Biological process (GO): hydrogen peroxide catabolic process; response to oxidative stress
Molecular function (GO): peroxidase activity; heme binding
Source: RefSeq, a predicted model, not a curated record
AUAAAUAAAUAAAUAUAUACAAAGAAGCUACUAUAUAUUUGUAUAAAAGGGUUACCACCAUUCUCUUCCGUAUAUUAUUCUCUACUGGUUUUUUUGUAAGAGAGAGAGAGAGAGAAGAGAUGGAGAUGGGAAAUAUGAAGGGAUUGUUGGUAUUAAUGGUUUUGAUUGGUGUGAAUAUGGGAAGGGGAGAGGCCCAGUUGGUAGAAAACUUCUAUAGUGGCACUUGUCCUAAUGUUGAAUCCAUAGUUCAGCAGGUUGUGUCUACUAAGUUUGCUCAGACCUUUGUCACUGUUCCGGCUACUCUUCGUUUGUUUUUCCAUGAUUGUUUCGUUGAGGGUUGCGAUGCCUCAGUACUGAUUGCAUCACCAAAUGGGGACGCAGAGAAAGACGCCGACGACAACAUCUCCUUAGCCGGAGAUGGCUUUGACACUGUCAUCAAGGCCAAGCAAGCGGUCGAAGCUCAAUGCCCUGGCAUUGUCUCCUGUGCUGACAUUUUGGCUCUUGCUGCCAGAGAUGUCGUUGUUUUGGCGGGAGGCUCAGCAUUCAACGUGGAGAUGGGGCGUCGUGAUGGACUGAUAUCACAAGCAUCACGAGUCAAAGGAAACCUGCCAGAACCAACAGCUCAUCUAGACGAACUCAACUCCAUGUUUAGCAGAAACAACCUGACUCAAUUGGACAUGAUAGCACUCUCUGGUGCUCACACAGUUGGGUUCUCACACUGCAACCGUGUGGCCAACCGCAUCUACUCAUUCACACCUUCGAACCCAGUUGACCCUACUUUGGACUCUGCAUACGCCCAGCAGUUGAUGGCUUCUUGCCCUCGAGACGUUGAUCCCUCCAUAGCCAUCGACAUGGACCCCACAACUCCUAAGACCUUCGACAAUGUGUACUACCAGAACUUGGUUGCCAAUAAGGGGCUUUUUACUUCGGAUCAGGAUCUUUUCACAGACUCUCAAUCCCAGCCCACGGUUCUUGAUUUCGCCAACAACCCUGGCGCGUUUAAUGCAGCCUUUGGCAACGCCAUGAGAAAGCUCGGUCGAGUUGGUGUCAAGACUGGUAGUGCUGGUGAGAUCAGGAGAGACUGCACUGCCUUCAAUUCAUAAAUAUCAAAUAAUUCAGUAACAGUUUUAACAAACCAUUUUAAAAAGAUUAAUAAAAUAUAAUAAUGGAUGCAAGCAAGAACACCUGCAAAUAUGAUUGUUUUUUUCUUUCUUUUUCCAAUUCAAUGUAAAUGUAUACUUUCCAUGUGAAAAUAGUUUACAAAUACAGGUGUCAGAUUCUGUUUACAUUAAACUAUGAAUAACAAUAAACAGCGUUUUGUUUGCC